AAGGAUGUAUGUAAACCGAGUGUCUGUCAUAGGACUGCAGAACGUAAUGCUGUGAGGGUGCUGGGUCGGGGAGGAGUUUUAAUCCAUCAGGAAAGACAUUUAGAGGUGGGGGAGACAACAGGAUUGAAAAGGUAGGGAAAAAGAAGGCAGGAGAACUUUCCAGGCAGUGGAGGCGACAAACAAGGUGGAGGCACCCUGAGGCCCUGCGGCAGCAAUGGGAAAGUAUUCUGCCUGCGCCAUGCUCAUCCUGGCCUUCCUGCAGACAGGCAGAAGCAACAACAGGAUCGCCAUCUUUCAAAAGCGAGGGCACAGCAUGCUGACUGUUUCCUGCGACCUUCUUGGGGAUGAAACUGUGUCCCAGAUCAACUGGGAGAGGAGGAGCGGCACCAACCUCACCACAUUAGGCAUCUUCAACCCAAAGCAUGGCACUUACAUUUCCCAGGAGCUCAAGGACAAGGUGAACAUAGACACCAAAGCCAACUCCCGCAGCACCUCUAUCAUCCUGAAGGAGGCAGACUUCAGCAAUGACACCUGGUUUUGCUGCACUUUCAUUGCCUUUCCUUCGGGGACAAUGAAGGGCUGUGCAGAAAUCACCAGUCUCACUACUGCAGCAGAAAAACACAGCUCUCCUGUACAGGCAGAAACUCUGCUACUGGUGGUCUUCAUAAUCCCGAUCGUCAUCCUUACAGCUAUGCUUUACCUCACCUGGCAACAUUUCCUCAACAGACGGCAAGUGUAUGAAGUAGAGAGGAUGAGCAUAACAGAGACACAGAUGGACACAGAGGAGCCUACAGGAGGGACGUCGCAGUCACUCUCCCAAGCAGAGCAAGCCCAGGCUGUGGAUCUCUCAAAAUUAUAUGCCCAGAUACAGAUCGACCGAUACUAUGAAAGGUUGUGGAAGGCAUACCAGGCUGCAAGGCAUGGUUGGUCGCCCCUGGCCCAGACUGCACCCCGCCAGAUCUACUACCUCCUAGGGGAGCACAGAGUGCCACAAAAAGAUGACGAAGAGCUCCUGCAAACCUGAAGUCACUCCCUUAGUUAACCGGGUUCAAGGGGGUCUGUUGGCAUGGGCUAUGGCAGACUUUGUGGACAGGUUUAAUAUAUAAGAAUUUUCUCUUCCAUUCACAUAAAAUGUAUAUGUUUUUAGAACUGCUGAGUCUAUAAAGAUAUGUAUAGAGAUACCUGGAUAAUAUUGCCUUUUUUGGUAUUCCAGAAAAAAAGA
Scleropages formosus (Asian bonytongue) is the source of this 1222-nucleotide messenger RNA. RefSeq names its product transmembrane protein PVRIG. Bases 215 to 1024 code for a protein of 269 amino acids. NCBI's taxonomy places the organism in Eukaryota, Metazoa, Chordata, Actinopteri, Osteoglossiformes, Osteoglossidae. Gene Ontology annotation, molecular function: cell adhesion molecule binding. Gene Ontology annotation, cellular component: external side of plasma membrane. The record is from RefSeq and is a predicted model, not a curated record. Gene Ontology annotation, biological process: cytokine production; positive regulation of natural killer cell cytokine production; positive regulation of immunoglobulin mediated immune response. The transcript is spliced from 5 exons.